This is a messenger RNA of Letharia columbiana, 474 nucleotides long. RefSeq lists its product as uncharacterized. Bases 1 to 474 code for a protein of 157 amino acids. Lineage: Eukaryota; Fungi; Ascomycota; Lecanoromycetes; Lecanorales; Parmeliaceae. The transcript has 2 exons. The record is from RefSeq and is a predicted model, not a curated record.
AUGACCGUUGUCAGACAAAUGCCCGUGCCGUACGCAGCAGCCACAGUAGAUCUCGAUCGUGAAGUAGACAAGUCGGCUGAUGGAGGCGCAGUGCAACAGAUCGGUGCCGCCACCUGCCUAGACUGCGCCUUUGGUUGGAACGGCGCUGAGCAAGUCGGUCAACGAAGCCAUAAUUGGACACUUCAUCCGAACCCUGUCAGUGGGCGGGGGGGCAGUGCAUUCUCAGUGACGGUCGUUCUGGGCAGGUCUUCUGGCGGAGGCGCAGUGCAGCAGCUCGACAAUAGCAUUGGCGGCGUGAAUCGUUGGGGACUGGAAAUUUCGAUCCUUGACCCAACUCUCGAUCGAUGGACGCGGCGUGCGGGAGACAAGGCAGACAUGACGUGGGGUCCAGAAAGACGGUCUGAUCAUUCGGCAAUGGUGCGCAAGGACGAACGUGAUGGGCAAACAGCGAGGGAUGUCGAGGGGUUUAUAUAG